AGGCUUUCUGUGGCAUGGAGGAAAUCUCCCUGGGUUUGAAGACAGAUACGUCAGGUUGCUUCUUGCACUCUGGAUCGUGAAGCUGCGAGAGAGUGUUGGUGGCUUCUAGGCGCAAAGCAAGAGAGGCAGAGAUCUGCACAUCAUAGGCUCAGAGAGUGAAAACCUCACCCGAAGCACGCCACAGAGGACCAUGGCAUUUGCAGGGAUGCUGAGCGACGAGGACAUCAAGACUGCGGUCCAGGCUUGUCAAGCUCCAGGCACAUUCAACCACAAGUCAUUCUUUGCGCAAGUGGGACUGGCCAGCUUAUCUGAAGUAGAGGGGAGAAAAGUGUUUACAGUCCUGGACCAGGACAAGAGUGGAUACAUUGAGGAGGAGGAGCUAAAACGGUUCCUUCAGAAUUUCUCUCCAGGGGCGAGGGAGCUGACUGUGGCUGAGACCAAGGCUCUGAUGGCUGCAGGAGAUAAAGAUGGUGAUGGCAAGAUUGGGAUGGAAGAAUUCUGUGAACUCAUGAAAUAAAGAGAAUAAACAUGUACGGCCACAACUGGAUUUCCCUAUUUCUAACUAUGGAUUUUUUAUGGAAAUCCUGAUAUUCCAGAUUGUUUGAUGCAAAAAACCAGAAACCUCAGAUGUCCUGUAUCUGCCUGCUGCUCUCCCUGUUGAUGAUACAAUAAUGAGUAAGAUGUUUGGUGGAAAGACAGCAAAAGCUGGCUAUUAGUCAUGUGUGUUUAAUCAAUAAGGUAAUUGGAAUUGA
Molecule: messenger RNA, 752 nt
Organism: Thunnus maccoyii (southern bluefin tuna)
Lineage: Eukaryota; Metazoa; Chordata; Actinopteri; Scombriformes; Scombridae
Gene: pvalb5
Product: parvalbumin 5
Exons: 5
Coding region: 191-517 (108 amino acids)
Cellular component (GO): nucleus; cytoplasm
Molecular function (GO): calcium ion binding
Source: RefSeq, a predicted model, not a curated record